AUGGCUUCCCUUCCCUUCAGACAGCCGUACAGGCAGCAGUCUAGACAGAUGUCGACCGAUCCUCACAACGAACUCAACCCCCACAUGGACCAUUACGUUGGGAUCGAUGUCGGUACUGGAUCUGCUCGAGCUUGCGUGAUUGAUGGCAAAGGAGAUAUAAUUGGCUUAGCCUCAGAGAACAUUGGCUUGUGGCAGCCCGAGCAAGGCUACUACGAGCAAUCCACAAAUGAUAUCUGGCGAUGCAUCUGUUCUUCUGUUCAGCGUAUACUGAAUCAACACAGCAUCAAUCCCAGCACUAUCCGCGGUAUGGCCUUUGACGCUACCUGCUCUCUAGCCGUCUUCUCUCACGACACGGACGAGCCCGUCUCAGUGACCGGACCUAAUUUCGACAACGAUCGCAAUGUCGUUCUCUGGCUCGACCAUCGACCGGUCGAAGAGACUGCCAAAAUCAAUGCCACUGGGCACAAUCUACUGCGUUACGUCGGAGGCACCAUGUCAAUUGAGAUGGAGAUACCUAAGGUGCUUUGGUUGAAGAACAACAUGCCCAAAGAGCUUUUCGACCGUUGCAAGUUCUACGAUCUCGCAGACGCUCUGACGCACAUGGCUACAGGCAACGAGAACCGCAGCUACUGUAGCACUGUAUGCAAGCAGGGUUACGUUCCUGUGGGCGUUGACGGCAGUGUCAAAGGAUGGCAAGGAGACUUUUUAGAAGAGAUUGGCUUGGGCGAUCUGGUGAAAGAUGAUUUCAAGCGCUUGGGUGGAGUCAACGGCGAAAAUGGUAUAUACAGAAGUGCUGGUGAAAAGUGCGGCACACUCAGCGAGAAAGCAGCCUACGAGCUUGGAUUACCUGCCGGUAUCGCGGUGGGCAGCGGCGUCAUUGAUGCCUACGCUGGCUGGGUGGGUACUGUUGGUGCCAAAGUCAAGCUCGAUGGCACAGCACUUAGCUCCGAAUACGCUAGCAACGACCGUCACCAAGCCUUCACCCGUCUUGCGGCUGUGGCCGGCACUUCCACCUGCCAUAUCGCCAUGUCCCCAAAGCCUGUGUUCGUCAAAGGAGUGUGGGGACCUUAUCGAGACGUUCUCAUUCCCGACUAUUGGAUGGCCGAAGGUGGACAGUCUGCUACGGGAGAGCUCCUCAAGCAUGUGCUGGAGACGCAUCCGGCAUUCCAGCAGGUACUCAGUAUAGCAGAGAGCUACAACAUGAACAUCUACGACUACCUGAAUGAGCAUCUCAAAGAGAUGAAGACAAAGCAAAAUGCACCAACUAUAUCUUAUCUAGGCCGCCACUUUUUCUUCUAUGGCGAUUUAUUCGGUAAUCGCUCACCAGUCGCCGACCCUCGCAUGACCGGCUCAGUCAUUGGUCUCAGCAGUGAUAAGUCCCAAGACGGAUUGGCUUUGUACUACUACGCCACGAUGGAGUUCAUUGCCCUGCAGACGCACCAGAUUAUUGAGACGAUGAAUAAAUCCGGCCAUCAAAUCAAGUCAAUCUUCAUGUCUGGUAGUCAGUGCCAGAACGCCAUUCUAAUGAGUUUGAUGGCAUCAGCCUGCGAUAUGCCCGUUCUCAUCCCACAGUACGUGCAUGCGGCUGUGGUACACGGUGCCGCUAUGCUGGGUGCGAAGGCUGCAUCUGCAGAUAAGGACGGCAAGACAGAGCCGUUGUGGGAUAUCAUGGAUCGCAUGUCCAAACCGGGCAGAGCCAUUCCACCAACGAAUGAUCCGCAUGAGAAGGAACUGCUGGCUGUGAAGUACAAAGUCUUCCUUGAGCAGUGCGAGAGCCAGCAAGGGUACAGGAAAGAUGUCGAUCAUGUGGUUGGGAAGUGGGGAAAGGCAAGUGGGGAUGCAGAGGGCACUUUGAAGCCAAAGGCGGAACAGGGCGAGAAAGGGAAAGCGGGUGGAGGGAUAAAUACGAGGCUUCCAGGGAGCGUGUAA
Letharia columbiana is the source of this 1929-nucleotide messenger RNA. RefSeq lists its product as uncharacterized. Gene Ontology annotation, biological process: carbohydrate metabolic process. The record is from RefSeq and is a predicted model, not a curated record. Gene Ontology annotation, molecular function: phosphotransferase activity, alcohol group as acceptor; kinase activity. The coding region runs from base 1 to 1929 and encodes 642 amino acids. The transcript has 7 exons. NCBI's taxonomy places the organism in Eukaryota, Fungi, Ascomycota, Lecanoromycetes, Lecanorales, Parmeliaceae.